AUGGACGAAUUUAAUUUUGCAGAAAAAAUUACUGAGUUAUGGGAACAAUCUGAAAUUCAGCAUUCGAAUGAAGCAGAUGAAGCAUUUGAUGACGAAGAGCAGCAUGGAAAUUAUUCCCCUCCUGAAAUAAGCUUCUGAGAGACAGAAGAGAUUCACUAUAAUGGCUUCAAGAUCUUUGUUAAGCCAUGCUUCGAAGGCAUCAAUGUGAGAGUAUCUAAGACUUAUACCUUUAAUCAAAUGCAAGAUGUGGAUAGUUUCAAAGAAUAUAUAUUCUUCCUAAUGGCAAAGCAGCCAAGUAUAUCAAUUACCUAUGAAGAGCAAGCCAAAAGCAACGAUAUCCAUUCUUGAAAAAUAAAAUCAGAUAGCAUUUAUAAUGUAUCAAUUUCAAUCUGGCAAAAUUAUCCUGACUCAUGAGACAACAUCUCAGAUCAGACAGACAGUGAAACAAGCCAAUGAAGGAUGCUGGAAUCCCUAAAAAGCACAGGAUUAAUACUUGAGGGCAAUAAAACAGAUCCAAAAAUAUCAACCAGACUCUAGAUAUCCCUGUCCUCCUCAAACACAUCAGCUUUGAUAAAAAAACUGAGAACCUUGACCAUAUACGAAGAACGCUGGAAAUAAGCAGCGAAAAAGAUAGAUUCGACUUCUUUAGUAAUUCAGUAUUAUACUCCUCUUUCGGUACCCAAUGGUGUAAUUAAUAAUCAAUUAAUAACUAGCGAUCCAGAGGAUCCCUAACUCGCC
Molecule: messenger RNA, 738 nt
Organism: Moneuplotes crassus
Lineage: Eukaryota; Ciliophora; Spirotrichea; Euplotida; Euplotidae
Source: the annotation of a GenBank genome assembly